AUGACAGGUGACGAAACAACACCACUGCUUCCCAGCAAGGGCAAAGGGAAAAAGUCCAAUUGGCUGCGAAAGGUUUGCCAUGUUGAAAAUCGCAUUUUGCUUGCGGGAUUUCUCAUUACAUUGGCUUUUAGUUUCACCCAAGUUCCACUAUUUUAUGUGUUUCAUUUAAUGACAUGCGAUUCUUUUUAUGAUACCCAUCCUCCAUAUGAUGGCCCAGGCGAUCGAUGUAGUCGCGAUGAAAUUGCUUCCAUGACUGCGACCCAGUUCAGCAUCUUGGGUAUGAGCACAACAUUCUGCGGCACAUUGAAUCUUUUUCUUGCAGGCUGGAUAGCCAAAAGGUUCGGUCCGCGCGUGGCGCUUCUAAUGCAAAUAUUUAUCCCGGCUAUCCGAGUCGUGACGCAAAUUCUUGGUGUUUUGACAGGCAAACGAGAAGGCAUGUUGAUCAUUCAGCUAACGCAAUUGAUUACGAUUUUUGGGGGACCAGCCGGUUACAUCCUGGUGAUCAAUAUCAUCGCUGGUGAAGUCGUCGAGCCUUUGAGAAGAACAGCAGUCUUUGGGCGACUUCAGGGCGCAAUCAUGUUGGGACAAGGCAUUGGCUAUCUGACACUAAUUAUCCCAGCUGGUGGUAUGCUCGGCGACAUUGACAUAAAAGCGCCUUUCGAAACAUCCUUCUGCUGUUUUAUAUUCUCAGGCAUCUAUGUCUGGAGCGUACUACCUUACAUAUCUCCAGAGUCCAUGUCCAGUGGUGGGAAGCCUGCGACGGGAUUCCUCACCCCUCUAAAAGUACUCAUGCCCCAAAAGCUGCGUUUGGUAGACGGGAAGACAAAAAAGCACCUCGGUGUCAUCUUCCUCUGCGGUGGUAUCUUCCUUGGGGUACUCGCGACAGACUAUGCACCUCUUCUUAUUCAGAUGUACGCAACCGCCGCGUUCAGUUUUACACAAGGAGACAAUGGUUGGCUUAUGUCCGAGUUUGCCAUCAUGAGGAGUUUCUUCUUGAUCUUUUUGUUUCCCCGUAUCAUCACAUGGGGACGCGGUUGGUAUGUCAACUCUCGGACAAUUUCAUCCGGUGAAGUGAAUGAAACGACCACGCAGCAUAUCCCAACCACUGCCGGGGAAUUCGAUGCGACUGUGGGUGAGCAAGCAGACCAUGAGCCCUACCAGGCUGUAAGCUCCAACAAAGAUGACGAAGGAUCUCGUUUCGAUCUUGUCUUCCUGCGAUGGAGUUUAGUCGUAGAUGGUCUUCUUACUACAGUAUCAGGUUUCGCAACACAGCGAUGGCAUAUUUAUCUUGGUACGUUCCUUACCCAGACAAAACCACACCCACUAAUCAACCGAGCAGCCGCCUUUCUUCUUCCCUUCGGCUCUGGCAGUGCACCUGCUGCCAAGGGUUGUAUCACACAAAUGUGCCCAGACUCCCAACGUGCAGAUGCUCUCAACGCUGUCACACUGGUAGAAAACAUUGCACGACUUGCUACACAGGGACUCUUCGGUCUGAUAUUUGCUACCUUGGCUCAAGCCGGCAAAGCCUACGCUACAUUUUUCUGCAAUGCGGCCAUCGCAAUCGUUGCUAUGGGAGUCCUUCUAUUAUCGAACUUUCCAACUCCCGGGAGCACAUUAAUUGAGCAAAAUGAUGGAGAGAAUGAGGGACCCGGCGGAAGCCGAGAGAACGAGCCCUUACUAAACGAAAGGGAGUAA
Messenger RNA from Fusarium venenatum, 1695 nucleotides. The record is from RefSeq and is a predicted model, not a curated record. NCBI's taxonomy places the organism in Eukaryota, Fungi, Ascomycota, Sordariomycetes, Hypocreales, Nectriaceae.